AUGUAUAAACGCUCUAUUUCCGAUAUUGAACACAAUUCUUCAAGCAAUCUAUCUAUCUAUCUAUCUAUCUAUCUAUCUAUCUAUCUAUCUAUCUAUCUAUCUAUCUAUUUAUAUGAAUAUACAUAUAUAUUUUACCUGUUCCUAUCUAUCUAUCUAUCUAUCUAUCUAUCUAUCUAUCUAUCUAUCUAUCUAUCUAUCUAUCUAUUUUUGUCUAUCUUAUCUUUCGUAUAUCUAUCUAUCUAUCUAUCUAUCUAUCUAUCUAUCUAUCUAUCUAUCUUAUCUGUUAUAUCUAUCUAUCUAUCUAUCUAUCUAUCUAUCUUUUUUAUCUAUCUAUCUAUCAAAUCUGUUGAAUAUAGUUCAUAUAUAUUUGUAGUUUAUUUCUAUUCAUCUAUCUAUCUAUCUACCUAUCUAUCUAUCUAUCUAUCUAUUUAUAUGAAUAUACAUAUAUAUUUUAGUUUAUUUCUAUUCAUCUAUCUAUACCUACCUACUGUUCGUACUAUUUUCUAUCUAUCUGUUCCUAUCUAUCUAUCUAUCUAUCUAUCUAUCUAUCUAUUUUUGUCUAUCUUAUCUGUCCAAGACUGUUCAUAUUUAAGUCUGUAUGUAUGUAUGUAUGUAUGUAUGCAUGCAUGUAUGCUUCUGCCUGUGUAUCUAUCUAUCUAUCUAUCUAUCUAUCUAUCUAUCUAUCUAUCUUAUUCGUAUGUAUGUAUGUAUGUAUGGGCCUAUCUAUCUAUCUAUCUAUCUAUCUAUCUAUCUAUCUCAUUCUGCUUUCACCUAUUUGUGACUGUUGUCAACGAUCGAUACCAUAAAUAA
Molecule: messenger RNA, 810 nt
Organism: Acanthosepion pharaonis
Lineage: Eukaryota; Metazoa; Mollusca; Cephalopoda; Sepiida; Sepiidae
Source: the annotation of a GenBank genome assembly